Prinia subflava (tawny-flanked prinia) is the source of this 5437-nucleotide messenger RNA. It is a transcript of the gene GPR119, whose product is annotated as G protein-coupled receptor 119. Gene Ontology annotation, biological process: adenylate cyclase-activating G protein-coupled receptor signaling pathway; regulation of metabolic process. Lineage: Eukaryota; Metazoa; Chordata; Aves; Passeriformes; Cisticolidae. The transcript has a single exon. Gene Ontology annotation, cellular component: cytoplasm; plasma membrane. Gene Ontology annotation, molecular function: phosphatidylcholine binding; G protein-coupled receptor activity. The record is from RefSeq and is a predicted model, not a curated record. The coding region runs from base 1870 to 2910 and encodes 346 amino acids.
UAGAAGCUGCAGGUGUAGGGAAGAUGACUCCACUGAGCUCUUGGGUUGAAAUCCUGCCUUGAGCAGGGUCUCAGUGCAGGGCCCAGCUCAGCAGGCUGUGCCAGGCAGUGUGUGGGAACACACCUGAGCAGUCUGUACCUGCUCCCCUGCACACGCAGGAAGGUCCAGAGGGUGCAACUCCAACGUGGAAGGCUCUAUGGGAACCAGUCAGCCCUCCCCAGGUGUUAAGGGUAGAAAUAUGCAUGCUCCUGAUACAUGAAAAUGGCAGUAAAGCAGGACAAGGAGGCACUGGCUCCAGCCUGUACUUGCUUCUCAUUGCCCUGCGAUUUCUCCCUCGUCCUUGAUCUCAUUCCAAGGGUUUGGACUCUCUCCAUCAGCAGGGAAAACACUCCCCACGUCUCCCUGGGCAAACAGAAGUAGAGGAUGUGUAAGGUCACCAGAACUCUUCCCUGUGGCCACCUGCAGUGCAGAGCUUGAAUGUUCCCGAGGGCUCUCCCAGUUCUGCAGGUGCAGCCAGUGCCCCAUUCCCUCCCUGCUGCUCCUUCCCUCCCGGCAGUGCCCCUCCUGUCUGUGCCCUGCGCUCGGCCUCUCCCCAGUUACUGUUUGACAGAAACGCACUCAGUCCUGCCCGUUUCCUGGCAGCUUUGAUUUUUCCAGCUCAUGAGGCAGAAGAGGCUUGUGACACUUUGUGUAGGGGCUGGAGCUGUCACUGCCAGAUCCUGUCAAGGUCAACCCCCCACCAGAAAGUGUAAGGGGUAUUGUAGGAUUCUGUAGCACAAGGAUGCAGAGGUUUGCUUUCACAAAUUUCUUUGUUACAAGUUACUGUUAGGUGAAUACAGGCAUGAGUAGCAAAGUAAGUGAGUGUGUACAUAGAAUCAUUAUUUUUUACUGUUAGUAGCACUUCCAUAGAUUUCACUGGAAGGAUCAUGGCAAAGUUCAUCAAACUCCUGCAGGAGUGAGGUCAGUAGAUGAUGGACAAGGUCUCUCUUUGGGUAUGACCCAUGUCAUUGAGCCUGGAGCCAGCCUGGUGUUCCUUGGGAUCCGAAGGGCUGUGCAGGGUGAGCUCCAGAACAGAGAGGCUCUUUGGGGCAGUAGCCGGUUACUUCUGCAUGGGUCCAUGAGGGCAGAGGACACCAGCUCUUGGAGGGCCAUGGCUGCCUGGAUCCAAGGCUCCUCUGCAGGUUGUCAUGGGUUUUUGCCUUGCAAGUUCCAGUAAUUUCUUGGGUUCAGCCUCUCCAAGGAUGCCCUGGGCUCCCUGUUGUGCUUCCCAAGGGCACUGCAGGUUCCCUGCUCUGAAGGCUGCUUUCCUAGGCUGGCAGAUGUUUCUCUAUCUGUGUUUGAACACACGCUGCUUGUCAGUGCUUUUCCCCAUUGUAACCAGGUCACCUUCAGGGCUACUGCUCCAGCAGGGUGUCAGUGGUGUUCCCUUGGUCCCAGCAGGAAGAAGCUGUCCUGGGUCUGGCAGUGACCCCCAGGAGCCCCAUAAGCUGUGCUGGACAUUGGGAACUCUCUGUGCUUGUUCCCAUUCCCAGCCUGAGCUCCCAUUCCCAGUGUCUGAGCAGGCACUACUCUGCUCCAGUCCCUGGUGCCUAGGGGGAACAGCCACCACCCCGUGUGCCACCGUGGCAGCUUCCUGCCCAGGUGCUCCCUGCUCAGUCCCUGCUCCAGGGUUGUCUGGAAACGUGGCUAGAGGGGAGGGACCUCCCUGGGGCACAGCAGUAAGUCCAGCAGUCCCUUCCAUGGGCAGCUGCUGGCAGAGCUCUGCUUCCCUGAGAGGCACCCCUGCUCCCCAGGCUCCUGCUGCUCCCCGGAGAGUGAGGGGCUGCGCCUGCUGCCAAGCUGCAUCUGCUGAGAGGCUCCAGGUGAGUGAUGGCUGAGAAUUGUGUUGGGGAUGCGCUAUCCCUGUGGUGUAUCUCAUACGGGGCAGCCACGGCCAGCUGGGCCCUGGGAGCCAUCCUUGCUGUGCUGGCCUCGCUCAUCAUCGCCGCCAAUGUGCUGGUGGCCAUCGUCCUGCUCUGCCACAUCCAGAAGAGCGGCUCCAAGGGGCUCUGUUUCGUCCUCAAUCUUGCCUUGGCGGAUGCCAUGGUUGGCUUCACAGUCAUGGGCCUGGCCAUAGAUGAGCUUUCCCAGCCCUUUCAUCCUUCCCAGAAGUUUUGCAUCCUGAGAAUGGCUUUUGUGACCUCUUCCUGUGCUGCCUCCAUCAUGUCCCUGAUCCUGAUUGCAUGUGACAGGCACCUGGCGAUCCGGAAGCCUUUCCACUAUUUUCAGCUGGUGACAGGCCUGCGGGUUGGGCUGUGCUUGGUGGGGCUCUGGCUGGUUGCUGCCGUCAUCGGCUUCCUCCCGGUCUUCAUCCCACGCUUCCAGAGGGUCUCCAACCAUUGGAAAUGCUCCUUCUUCAAUGUCUUCCAGCCUUCCUACAUGCUCACCAUGUUCUGCUUCGGCUUCUUCCCUGCGCUCUUCCUCUUCCUCUACCUCUACUGUGACAUGCUGAAAAUUGCCACGGUGCAUGUGCAGCACAUCCAGGAGGUGGAGCAGGCAGGGCUGGGGGGGAGCUGUCCCCCGCCCCAUGCCAGCAGUGACAUGAAGGCCAUGCGCACGGUGGCCGUGCUCAUCGGGUGCUUCACCCUCUCCUGGCUGCCCUUCUUCAUCGCCAGCGUUGUGCAGAUGGUCUGCCCCGAAUGCUUCCCCUACAAAGUCAUCGAGAACUUUCUCUGGCUGUUGGGAUUGGGCAACUCCCUCCUGAACCCACUGCUCUAUUCCUACUGGCAGAGGGACGUGCAGCUCCAGCUCUCCCAGCUGGUUGCAGGUGUGAAGAAGAGGGUCCUGUUCCACCUGGGCCGCAGCCACUGUUUCCCUGGCAGAAACACCAAGGCUCUUCCUGCUGUGUCCUGCCUGGAGCUCCAGGACUGACUUGGUGGCUGCCUCUGGCUUUCCAGCUCCCCUCCUCCAUUGUGACCACAAACUCGGGGCCUGCCAGCUGUGAAGGAGAUCCCAGAUGGGAGGGACCAGUCCAGAUGUUAAUUCCCACACACCAUCAUGGCCGGAUUCCAGCCUGCCCGCUGCUCCACAGCCCCCAGCAUAGCUGGCUUCACUCUAGCCCUGGGUAGCCCAGGGGUGCUGGUUGCAGGUGUUCCCUGGAGAGCCUCUGCUGGAGCAGCCCCGUGUCUCCUGGACCAAGCUCUGCUGCUGUCCCCUCUGUUCACACCACUGGCUCCAUGGGCAACAAAUGCCCUGUUCCUGGAGCAGGUGUGGGCACAGGGAGAGCUCCACCCCUGUGGCCACGGAGGCAGAGGUUGGGCAGGCUGUGAACUUCCCCAAGCUCUCCUGGACCACAGGUGCUCCCACUCGCUUCCCAAACCCACCUCUCCAUCCCUGCUUUGGGCUGUGCCCACAAGGAGCAGAGGUGAGGGGGGUGGGUUUGGGCAUGGUGGACAGAGAGGGCUUGGCAGUGGCCAUGCCUGUGUGGGGGCUGGUGUGACCCAGCGCAGAGGGGCAACCCCAGUGCAGGGGGCAGCCUGGGCACUGCUGUCACUGUUUACCCAGGCUGUGGAGUGAGUCAAUGAGUAACUGGCUGAACAAGGAGAGGGAGGACUGGCUGCCUCAGAGAUCCCCACGAGGAAGAGCUGCUGUGUCCCACCCAGGAUUUGGGACUGGAAGGGGCCCUGCACACCCACUCUGCCCAUGGGAGCCCCUCUUCUGUGCUAGUGGUCAGAUGGCUGCCCCUGCCACAGGCUAUAGUGAUACUUAAUCACUUCUCAUGAAAUCAUUUUGUUUCAUCCACACAGCAAGGAAACUUCCCUUAGAAGAGGUUUGUUUGCUAAAAAAGUACACUACUCUGAAAAUGAGGGUGCUCUGCAAGAAACAGCAGCUUUUCCCACCUCUGUCCUUGCCCCGCUAGCAGACACAGAAGUUCAGGGCUGUAUCCAUUUGCAUCCAGAACUUGCCAUGGAGCUAAGGCCUUCCCCAUCCUAGGGAAAGAGGCAAAAAUGAAAGGGUCUUUAAAGACCCUAAACAAGAUGCCCUCUGUGGCACCCCCCUGGGACCAGGUCCCACACAGCAGACACCGUUCCUGGAUGUGCCAGAUGGACUGAACCUGGAGGAAGGCUGCCCAGAGCAGGCUGGCUCUGGGGGCUGCUGGGUGGAUGCAGCCUGUGCAGCUCUGGGCUCAGCCCAUCAUCUUCCUGCACCCGGGAUAUGCUGCCUGUUCUUGGUGAUGCCUGAGCUCUGCUGGCUGUGGCUUUGAUCAUCCUCAUCUUCACCGAGCCUCUGCCUUCCCCCAACACCUUCCUGCAGCAGGUCCCAGCAGGAACAGGGGCACUUUGGACAUGGGCCUUGUGCUGCUUUGCAAGCUUUCUGACUGCCAGCUCUGCUGUGUGAGUCCAUCACUGAACUGGCUGCAGGUCUGGAUCACUGUGAGGAGCAGGAGCCCUGGCUGUGCAGGAGCCCUGUCCAAGCUGGAUCAGGCUCAGGCAGCCUUCUCAGUGCCACGAACACACUGCAGCAUCUUGGAUGGGAGAGAGGACCCUGCCAGCCUACAAAGGAGCCUACAAGAGAGGUGGAGAAUGUGGACUUUGAAUAAGAGUCUGGAGUGAUGGGACAAGGGGGAAUGGCUUCCUGCUGCUAGAGGGCAGGGUUGGAUGGGAUAUUGGGAAGGAAUUGCUCCCUGGGAGAGUGGGGAGGCCCUGGUACAGGGUGCCCAAAGAAGCUGUGGCUGGCCCUGGAUCCCUGGAAGUGUCCAAGGCCAGGUUGGACACUGGGGCUUGGAGCAGCGUGGGACAGCAGAAGGUGACCAUGACAGAGGGUUGGAAUGGGAUGGGCUUUAAGGUCUCUUCCAACCCAAACCAUUCUGAGGUUCUGUGACACUGUGCAGGUGGGGGACAAGGUGCAGCUGGAGGUAGAACUCCUCCUGCAGUGGAGCAUCCCUUUCUGGGCAUCUCACUCUGGCACAGACCCCUCUCCUCCCUCUGCAAGCCAUGGGCUGGAGCUGGGCUCACAGGCUGGCACAGCUAGGGCUCCAUCCCUGGAUACAUCUCCAGCUCCUGCUGGGGUAACUUGGAGCGGCAGCUGUUCCUCGUGGGGCCAGGCCUGCUUCCAUCCCUUGUGGGAAAACAGCCAAGAAGCAGGACUCAGAGGUGCCAGAGGGCCACAAGCCCUGGCAAGUCGAGGCAGGGCCCCAAAGGAGGAAGAGAUCAGGGUGAAUGUAUGUGUAUAAGACAGUACCGGCCUGUACAAGUCUGUGCUAGCUCACAGUUAAGCAAUGUUACUAAGAAACAUAGAUAUUGUUGUUAUGGUUGUUAUUGUUUAGGCAAGUAGUUAUUUUUAGCUCAUGCUUGAAAGGUAUAUAAACCAGCAGUGUGUUCAGUAAAACUGGCUUCAUGAUGCAAACCACGAGACCUCGUCUCUUCCAUCGCCUGGCAAUCUCUCAUUCCAGAGAGCC